Molecule: messenger RNA, 2546 nt
Organism: Sycon ciliatum
Lineage: Eukaryota; Metazoa; Porifera; Calcarea; Leucosolenida; Sycettidae
Product: interleukin-1 receptor-associated kinase 4-like
Exons: 10
Coding region: 204-1862 (552 amino acids)
Biological process (GO): signal transduction; protein phosphorylation
Molecular function (GO): ATP binding; protein binding; protein kinase activity
Source: RefSeq, a predicted model, not a curated record
UCGAAAUGAAAGGGCAGCUAGCCGCCAGCUCUUGAACUCCGCUGAUCUAGCUGCUAAAGAUUUUAAAAAACUGUGUUGGAUCGUUAUAAGUGUGGAGAGAAUAAGUAAAACGGGAGACGACUCAGUAAGGAAAGUAAACUUCGCUGUGAAGCAGCUAGUAUUGAUUGAAAGGCUUGCCUAGGCCAGGGACUAGAAACUUCGCAAUGGCUGAUUACAGCGAGAGAGCACCGCCGUGCGUGUUCGUCAGAGACCUGCCCAUGGGUAUACGGCUGAAACUUCGCAGAAUCCUGGAUCUGCCCAGGUCGCAGCGCAACUGGAUGGCGCUGGCUGCUGAGAUGGAUUAUACGAUCGAGCAGGUGGAGCAGUUCAAACUGGCCUACCAUCAAGGUCCCAAUAGCAGCCCAACGUUGGAAAUGCUACACGAAUGGGGCACUCGUAACAAAACGGUGGACGAACUUGUUCGCUUGCUGCGUAAUAUCAACAAUAUUGAAGCCAUAAAGGCGAUCUUUGACGAGGGUGAAAAUGACGAGAGUCUGCCGCCUGUCCAAAUAUCCGCCGAGAGCCAGCGCUUUCCGAACGUUCUUCCUGGAGACGAGCGCAGCAUUCAGGAGGUUCUCAUGGAAACGGAACGCCGCCAACAGAGUGCAUACACUGGCCCGUCAGCGACUUCUGAAGCAGCGAACGGCAGCAGUGGCCCGUCUGACCAUCAACCACUACACAGGAACAACGGCACUUCUUCACAAGGGGCCAGCCUAUCCAGCCCCAUGCAAAACCAGGAUCAGCCCGCACCAGAGGCCAAUCCAGAGUCAUCAAAGUGGCCUUUGAAGCCAGGAAGUGUCCGCAAAGUGCUCAUCAGAGCUGAAAGAGAUGCGGUCAACAAGGCGGGGAUGGCCAAUGUUGACUACAGUAAACUCAAGGCCAAUACCAACAAGUUCUCUGAUCGGCUCCUCUCAAAAGGAGGCAGCCGCCUUGGAGCUGGUGGCUAUGGGAGCGUAUUUUUCCUCGAAAUGACUCGUCACGAGGACAAGAGUCAGGUGGCGUGUAAACGAAUGCAUCAGGCAAUGUAUGAUGAGAGUGCUGCUCUGCAGUUCAUCAAUGAGCUGUCCGUACUCACACUGAUACAGGUGGGUGCUGUGAAGAACAAUGUCCAGGACGUUCUCAAGUACUUCGUUGAGCUCAAGGCGUUCUCGGUGAACGGGCCAUGUCCAUGCCUGAUCUAUGAGUUUGUUCCUAUCGGUUCGCUGUCCAUGGCCCUGAACGGAGAGGACCAAACACAUCCGUUCACCUGGGAAGAUCGCCAUAAAGUUGCUGCCACCGUGGCAGACGCACUGCAAUAUCUCCACACCGGAAGGUUCGGUGCAAAAAUCAUUCAUGGAGACGUAAAAAGCUCAAACAUUCUUCUGGAUGAAAUGUUCGCGCCCAAGCUUGGCGACUUUGGUGUCGCCCGGGUGCUGAAUCAAGAGGAUGGCUCAGUCUUGCACCAAGAGCACCUGGUAGUGGCCGGAACGAACGCAUAUAUGGCACCCGAGGCCAGGCGGGGGCAUGCCUCCGUCAAGUCUGACGCGUACAGUUUCGGAAUUGUUCUCCUUGAGCUGCUGACAGGGAAGAAAGCCUUCGACACAGCAAGACCACACGACCAACAAGACCUGAGAAACUACAUGAAAGAACAGGAAAGAGCGCUCCCUGAUCUGGUGAAGAGGGCAUACGUCAACCUCGACCGUGCGUGGCCUGAAGCGCUGUACAUGCAAAUGUACCGUGUGGCAUUCAACUGUCUGGAGACCAAGGUGUCAAAGAGAGUAGCAGUUGCAGAGAUUGUCGGUGAUCUUCAGCGGCUGACUGACGAACAGGUUAUGAUGGGCUGAUGAUGCCAGACUCAGCCCCUGAAUUUUGAUGAGUGCAGCACUUAUGAAUGCUGAACCUAUGAGGAUGUUCCUCAAGCUGGAACACUUGAUAACACUGAUGGAGGUCACCAAACAGCAUGUAGUCAUACACAGCUUAUUGAAGCUAUAUCCUUUUAUCAGUCUAUAACAGUACACUGCUAACUAGUUACAUCCCAGGCCAGUGAAAACUAUUUUAGAAGUCGUGCUACAACCAGACACUUCACGGAGACGAAUAUAUUUGCGCAAUGAAUUAGUUUGACUGCUAGUACACGGCAAACAUACUUUGAAGUACGUAAUAUUAUACUGAGACCAUUACUUCGAACAUGACAUACUGGAAUUACCGGUAUAUAUUUUCUUACAAUUCUGUAGUCUCACAAUAGAGUCUGUAUUUUUCAUAUUAGGUGCAUGCACUUUGUGUGCACGGCAAUGCUACGCUGUUGCUUUGCACUUCCCCAGUCCCAUAGUUUGGUAGUCUAGACACUAAGUUAUGUCAUUUCUCUACCAGUGCUUGCAUUGGUGCUUGAAUGCUGCUACUUUGCACUGUACAUUUUACUAGAGCUCUAUGGCAUAGCAUGUGCUAAUAUGCAGUUGUGUCAUGUUUCACUACUACUACAUGUACUUCUGCUCUUGCAUAGGUGUAGAAACGGGCUUCGGCUCAAGAUGUAA